Penicillium soppii is the source of this 2919-nucleotide messenger RNA. Its product is annotated as argonaute family protein. The transcript has 4 exons. Bases 1 to 2919 code for a protein of 972 amino acids. Gene Ontology annotation, molecular function: RNA binding; protein binding. The record is from RefSeq and is a predicted model, not a curated record. Lineage: Eukaryota; Fungi; Ascomycota; Eurotiomycetes; Eurotiales; Aspergillaceae.
AUGUCAGGCCGUGGAUAUGGAGAUCUGCCCAUUCGGGGAUCACGUGGUGGAAGUGACAGAGGCCGAGGUCGAGGAGACCGUGGCUAUGGCAGUGAUCGUGGGCGAGGAGGAGACCGCGGCCGUGGAGAACGUGGUGGUGGUGGUGGCCGGGGACGUGAGCCUGAACUCCCUUCAGGCAUGCUUACCGACCCCAUCCCCCCGCCCAGCCCUCAAGUCCACAACUUUGAAGACGAGUAUGUCGCCAAGUCCUUGAAGACUGCUCCUUUGCAAAAUACCCUUGCUCGACGUCCCGGUUAUGGAACCCUAGGUCGUGCCAUUAUUGUGCGCGCGGAUUUCUUUGACAUAGAUUUCAAGCCUGGUGUCAAAUUCCAUUCUUACCGGAUCAAAGCCAAACCUGACAACAUGAAAAGAGGGCACCAGAAAUUUGCGAUUGACAGACUGCUUCGCGACUAUGCGCCUUUGAAGGGUAUUGGUGUUGCCACAGAUGGAGCCACAGAAAUUGUCACAACUGAGCGCCUGCCAGACAAUUUGCCAAUCUUCAAGUUCACCAUGCCAAAUGGAAACGGACGUGGAAAGGGACGCGGCGCAGCUGGACGCAGCGGAAGUCAAAACUACAAUGGGCCUUGGGAAAUGAGACUGGUACAUAAGUGUUCUCAUUCUGCUGUUGAAUUGAGGUCAUGCCUUCGCGACUCCAGCUACCGAGCGGACCCUAAAAGUCCAAUGGAGGGUGAUGUUGUGCGCAUGCUCAACAUCCUGAUGACUGCUUAUCCUUUCAAAACCCCCGGAGUCCAUAUUGUUGGCAAGGGACGCAACAAAGUCUUCCGCAUUGAUGAUCGAAAACAGUCGUUUGACAUGAAGGGCGGAGUCGAGGCCAUUCGUGGUUAUUAUUCAAGUGUUCGACUGGUGGCAGGUCGGAUUAUGCUCAACUUGAACAUAAGCCACGCUCCGUUCUACAAACCAACCAAUCUGGUCACUACGAUCAACGAAUUUAGUGCCAUAUUUAGCCAGGACCGUGUCAAAUUGAACGGAUAUGUGAAAGGACUGAAGGUUUAUGCUCUUCAUUUGCCGACUCGCGAGAAUGGAGCUGGAAAGAUGGAAAAGCCUGUCAAAACCAUCUGGGGCCUCGCUACUCCUAGAGACGGACCCAAGGAAUAUCCAGCAAAGGUGAAGCAACUUGGGUCUUCCGCUAACAACGUGAGGUUCUACUGGAAUAAAGAUGAUGGAAAUUCGGAAUAUGUCACUAUCACCGACUACUUCCUUCAAUCCUAUAACCGUCGACUCAAUGUUCCGGCGACUUGUCCAGUUGUGAACGUUGGAAACCAACAGAACCCAGUUUAUCUUCCCGCUGAAGUCUGCGAAGUUCUCCCUGGACAAGUCUUUGGUGGAGAGCCGGAUAACAAUAUGCGAUCUGCUAUGAUCAGGUUCAGUUGCCGGCGACCCCCUCAGAAUUAUGCUUCUAUCAUGAGCGAGGGGUUGGAUAUCAUGGGUAUUUCCAACGAAAAAACCAAAGAGGUCGCACUUAAACCAAGCACAGAGAUGAUCACUGUUCCUGCGCGCAUAUUGAACGCACCGAGCCUUCUUUAUGCGAAAAAGUCGACAAAAGUACAGUUCGGAUCAUGGAAUCUGGUUCGCACACGGUUCUCGGAGGGAGCAACCAUCAAGAAAUGGACUUGCCUCUCGCUCCGAAGGCGAGGUCCCAAUGAACCAAUCCGUGACUCUGCUCCUGAGAUGGAAGCAUUGUUCAAGAAAUCGCGCGAACAUGGUCUCAACCUCUCUCCACCUUCAAAGCCUUACCAUGGUGUGGAUCUCGUUUCUCCUUCGAAAUAUUCCGGCAACGUGCAGAGAGCCGACAGUGACAAUCGAGACUUGAUCGAAGGGAAACUCAAAGCUUUGUAUGGCCAGGGCUUUGAACUUGUGGUCGUUCUCUUGCCUGAUACGAAUGGCCGGGUUUUCGAUUGGGUCAAGUAUAUUGGCGAUGUCAAAACUGGUAUCUUGACGCACUGCAUGCUAGCAGAGAAGUUCAAAGCAGCCAACGAUCAGUACAUUAGCAACAACGUCAUGAAAAUCAAUCUCAAGAUGGGAGGAUGCAAUCAGGUUCUAGAUACAUCUGGUGCAAAAUUCAUUGGGCAAGGAAAGACUAUGAUCGUUGGGUUGGAUGUCACUCAUCCGCCGAGCACAGAUGACCCAGGCAUGCCUAGUAUUGCCGGCAUAGUUGCAUCCAUUGAUGGCCAGAACAUCGAGUACCUCAAGGAAAUGAUGGAGGAGCGCAUUAAACUUUGGGGCCAACAGAACAACCAACUCCCAUCAAACAUCCUCAUAUACCGUGACGGUGUUAGUGAAGGUCAGUUCGACAUGGUUCUUUCAGACGAGCUUCCCAAGGUUCGAGAUGCUAUCGGUAGUUUCAAAGACUACCGAAACAAGCCGCCAAAAGUCGCAAUCCUCGUCUGCGGAAAACGCCACCAUGUGCGGUUCUACCCUACUCAGGCGAAGGACCAGGACCGAACCUCAAAUCCAAUCAAUGGCUGUGUUGUUGACCGUGGUGUCACCCGCCCGAGUGUCUGGGAUUUCUAUCUUCAAGCUCAGUCCCCUCUGCAGGGAUCUGCUCGUCCGGCCCAUUACAUUGUCGUCCAUGAUGAGAUCUUUACCAAUUCACAAAUCACUCAAGGUGCCAAACCUGCCGAUCUCGUUCAAGAGCUGACUCACAACAUUUGUUAUAUGAUGGGCCGAGCUACCCGGUCCAUUAGUUACGCCACACCUGCAUUUUUGGCUGACAGGUUCUGUGACCGAGCCCGCAAGUACCUGCUGGCAUGGAUUCACGAGGCCGGUGGUGAUGAUGACGCAAAGAAGGAUAGAGUCAGAAACGCUUCUGAAUCUGUGAAAACCUUCGGUAAAUUCCCUCGUUCUAUGGUCUACAUCUAA